AUGGAGGCGGCGGCUCCGGAGGGCGCCGAGCCGGGAAGCGGCGGGAGCGGCGCGGAGGAACCCGUCGUGUCCCUGGCGGAGGUGCUGGCGGAGAACGAGGAGCUGGAGAAGGAAGCGAGGGCCGUGCUGGGGGGCAGCGACCACGAGCGCUGCAGUUACUCACAGGGCGCGGUGAAGCGGCAGGCGCUGUACGCCUGCAGCACCUGCACGCCGCCCGGCGCCGAGCCCGCGGGGAUCUGCCUGGCCUGCAGCUACGAGUGCCACGGCACCCACCGCCUCUUCGAGCUCUACACCAAGAGGAAUUUCCGCUGUGACUGUGGAAAUAGCAAGUUCAAAAAUCUGCAGUGCAAGUUACUCCCGGAAAAGGGCAAGGUGAAUCCAGGAAAUAAAUAUAAUGACAAUUUCUACGGAUUGUACUGUACAUGUAAAAGACCUUACCCUGAUCCUGAAGAUGAGAUUCCAGAUGAGAUGAUUCAAUGCAUAGUUUGUGAAGACUGGUUCCAUGGAAGGCAUCUUGGUGCAGUUCCCCCUGAAAGUGGAGACUUCCAUGAAAUGGUGUGCCAGGCCUGCAUGAAACGUUGCCAUUUCCUGUGGGCUUAUGCUCCACAAUUAGCAGUUCCUCCUUUGACCAAAGCAAGCUCUCUUGAAGAUGAAGGGAUUGUCCUGAAGGUAGAGGAAAGUGAAGAGCAGAAGAAAGAAAUAAAAAAAGAAAGUGGAGUGGAACACCAUGACACAAAGGAGGAAAAGCAGUCGGAACAAUUUAAUGAACCAUCCACUAGCUCUGGGUCUGCCUGUCCUGAGGUAGUUACUAAGAGCGAGGAGCCAGUCUGCAAGCUGAAAGAGCUCCAAAGCAAGCCAUUUGUAAAAAAAGACACUGCCACCUUUUGGCCAUCGAACUGGAGGAGCAAAUUAUGCACUUGUGAAGACUGUUUGAAAAUGUAUUCAGACCUUGAAGUCCAGUUCCUGACAGACGAAUGUGACACUGUCUUGGCCUAUGAAAAUAAGGGUACCAGUGACCAAGAGACAGAGAGGAGAGACCCUUUAAUGGACACCCUUAACAGCAUGAACAGAGUCCAGCAAGUGGAACUCAUCUGUGAAUACAACGAUUUAAAGACAGAACUGACUGACUAUCUCAGGAGGUUUGCGGAUGAGGGAACGGUGGUUAAGAGAGAAGACAUUCAGCACUUCUUUGAAGAGUUCCAGUCUCGGAAAAGGCGACGGACUAACAGGAUGCAGUACUACUGUAGUUAGACUGAGAGGGUUUGGGUCUGCAAGGACAACUGCAAACCAUGCUCAUGGCAAACAGAAAAGGCAUCUUUGUUUUGGCUUCUCAUCAAAAUCCAGCUGUCCAAGAAACAUCAUCAUUUGGUCUUAUACUUCCUUCAUUUGUAGCACCUAAAACAUGUUCUUAACACAUCCUUACACUGCGCUUAGCGGGAUUUCAGUACCGAUCGACUUUGCGUUCCCUGACAGCAGGCCGUGUCUGCAGGGGAGGGCUGUGAGCAGAGCCGCGUCCUGCGCUUCCCGCCCGCCUCUCCCCUGGGAACGGCCGGGCCGGGGCCGUGGCUGUGCUAAACCCGCCCUGCCCUGCCCUGCCCUGCCCAGGGCAGCUGCCGGGAGGGCUCUGGCUCCUCCCGCUGGCUCCUCCCGCGGGGCUGUGGCGAUGGUGGUGCGGGGCCCAGCGCCGAGGAGGGGCCGGUUCCUGCCCGGGGCUGCUGCCCGCCCGCUCCCCCUGGGGCCCUGCUCCCCGGGCUGCUCACGAAUGGGAAAGCUUAGUCCUGAUGCUACAGAGUGUUCUCUCCGAUUUUAUACAUUAAUAAAGCUUACUUCUACUCUUGGACAGGGAUGGUUUCUGUGGUAAAAAAGUUGUCAGAUAGUUGUAAUUCACUCAUUGGAACAUAAACAACAGCUAGGAGGAGGUACUAAAUUACAAACUAAGCACGGGGAGGGGGGCUUUGUUAUAUGCUUUGAUUUUAAGAACUAGCCUACAGCAAAUUCUUCUACUUUCUAAAUGUUGUUGAAAAUACUGCAGCAUCCUGGUAUUUUGCUACAGUAUGGAAUGUUCUUUUUAUAACCACUGUGAUAAUCAUGGGACAGGGGAUGUUUCACUGACUUUUAAGAUUACACUUAGCUGCAAUUAAAAAUUAAGAUUUUGUAAGUUUGGAGCCUAAUGUAGUUGGAGCCCAAAACAUACAUUAAAGUUCUAGUUUUUGAGGAUUUCUAUAUUCUGGGGUACUAUUCUGCUUCCAUGUUAAUUGUUUUUGAAAAGCAAAGGUAGACUUCUAUCAUUCUCACUAUUAACUGUUUCUGACCACCUUAUUUACAAACAGUAGUUUAGCAUAGAUGCUCAGCUGAGUAGUUUCAUAGAACAUAGAAUAUUCUGAGUUGGAAGGGACCCAUCAGGAUCAUCAAGUCCAGCUCCUGGCCUGCACAGGACAUCCCAAGAGUCACAGCAUUGUUCUGAGAGUGUUGUCCAAACACCUCUUGAAUUCUGUCAGGCUUGGGGCUGUGACCACUUCCCUGGGGAACCUGUUCAGUGCCCAACCUCCCUCUGGGUAAAAAACCUUUCCCUGAUAUCCAGCCUAAACUGCCCUUGACACAACUUCAGGCCAUUCCCUCAGUCCUGUCACUGGGGACCACAGAGCAGAGAUCAGUGUCUGCCCCUCCUGUUCCCCUCUCAGGAAGCUGGAACUGCAGUGGGGUCUCCCCUCAGUCUCCUCCAGGCUGAACAGACCCAGUGGCAGCGGCCUCAGUUGCUCCUCACGUCUGCCCCUCAAGGCCCCUCAAGGUGCUCCUGGCCCUCCUUUGGACGCUCUCUAACAGCUUUGUAUGUAUUUUAUAUUGUGCCCAGACUGCCCCCAGCACUGGAGGUGAGGCCACCGCAGUGCAGGGCAGAGGGACAGUCCCCUCCCUGCCCGGCUGGCAGUGCUGUGGCCCUCUGGCUGCCAGGGCACUGCUGGCUCAUGCUCAAUGUGUCAUCAACCCCCAGGGCCCUUUCCUAGUUGCUUUUAAACUUAACUCUGGGUAUUGUACAUGCUCUUUUUUUGGUAGCAACUGUUACGGGAGCUGUAACUGCACACCUAACUACAAUAUAAAAAAAUGAGAAGAACUGU
Messenger RNA from Prinia subflava (tawny-flanked prinia), 3113 nucleotides. It is a transcript of the gene UBR7, whose product is annotated as ubiquitin protein ligase E3 component n-recognin 7. NCBI's taxonomy places the organism in Eukaryota, Metazoa, Chordata, Aves, Passeriformes, Cisticolidae. Gene Ontology annotation, cellular component: cytoplasm. Gene Ontology annotation, molecular function: zinc ion binding; ubiquitin protein ligase activity. The transcript is spliced from 11 exons. The coding region runs from base 1 to 1251 and encodes 416 amino acids. The record is from RefSeq and is a predicted model, not a curated record.